This is a messenger RNA of Anopheles funestus (African malaria mosquito), 5773 nucleotides long. RefSeq names its product transcription factor cwo (gene cwo). Gene Ontology annotation, cellular component: nucleus. Gene Ontology annotation, biological process: regulation of transcription by RNA polymerase II; anterior/posterior pattern specification; regulation of circadian rhythm. The record is from RefSeq and is a predicted model, not a curated record. The transcript has 4 exons. Gene Ontology annotation, molecular function: RNA polymerase II cis-regulatory region sequence-specific DNA binding; protein dimerization activity; DNA-binding transcription factor activity, RNA polymerase II-specific. Lineage: Eukaryota; Metazoa; Arthropoda; Insecta; Diptera; Culicidae. Bases 2138 to 3991 code for a protein of 617 amino acids.
GACAGUCGCGAGCGCCCGCCUCUUUUCGACAUUCAUCCGCAGCUUCUGUCGUAGUACACGUGGUGUAGGAAAAAUUCCACUGACCAGUCGCGACCGCUAAAGCUACAAUUUUGUCGCUGCGCUCUGUGUGUGCCUUUGCUGUUCCAUGGUUUUGUUGCCGCGUCGGAUGUAAUGUGGCUUGAUUGAUUGAAUCAACCGUACCGACAAUAGUAGUGCCCGUCGCUGGUCACUCCCGUAUGCCGGAAAGUACGAAUCGGCUCUGUGUAAGCAAAUGGUUAAAUACGGUUCACUAAAACAGUGCGUGUGUUGAUUGGAAGUGGAAAGUUUGUAGAAAAACGGGUGGAGAAAAACAAAGGAGGAAGUUCCAAUCGGCUUAAUGCGGUAGUGUGGUGUAGUUACAGCAUUUCAACAAGGAAAGCUCUGGAAGUGCAUUUUUCUAGUACGGCUUUGCUACGAGAACUUAAUCAGAAUUCAAUCCAUUCGUCGAAACGAACUGGAGAGUGUGUGUAGGCAGCAGCAAAAAUACCAUUCCAAGUGGAUGUGAUUAUCGAUUGAUAAUAACCCAAAAAAAAAAACGAAGCAAAAUCACACGUGUCGACAAGUGAGAUUCUAUUUUUGUCCGAUCAGCAAACGGGCAGACGCGUGUGGGAAGAAUUCCGUUCGUACACGAGAGAGGUGCAGAGAAGAAAAUCAAUCAAAAAAAAAAACCGGGCCAUCAGAUUAGUGUGAGGAACACCAUCAGCGAGUAACCAAGUUUGGCAAGGCCUACUACACUCGCGUUGCUGUAAACCAGUGACAUCCGGUAGCAAACAAGAUCGAUCUGUGCACAACGGUAGUGUUCCCGGUAUAGUAAUAGACCGUGUGUGUGCGUGCAGUUUGUUUUUUUUUGCAGUCCGAAACGGAAAAGCAAGCGCCCGUUCCAACGCAGCAGGCAGAUCGACGCAUCGUUUCCGGUAGCAACGAAAAAAACCCGUCUUCAUGUAUAAGUUCUUCGUGAAUUCCAGUGUGAAGUACAUAAUCAAGUAGAAUCGUGUUCUAACCGCCUAUACUGCGUCCGGCACAAAAGUGUCUCUGUGGGUGUGUGCGUGUGUGUGUGUGUGUGUUCGCGUUAUAUGCGUGUGUAUGUGUGUGCGUGUGUGUGAGUGAUAGAAAAGAAAGAAACCAAGCAAAAUAAAUUCACCAGUGUUCCAGAGGUGUUUAAGCCAAGCUGAAGAAGAAAAACCCCUUGCGAAAAGGCGGGUGAAAAGCGCCCAACACGUGUGGUGCCCAGUAUAAGGGUAGUUUUUGUUUGCGGUUAAUAAUAUUUCGGACAGCUUCGGGGCGACUACCGAGCGUCGCCGGCCCAUCGCUUCUUUUUCCAUUCCGACGUUACCUUCAACAACGGAUUUCAUGUGUAAAGCGGCAGCGCACGGGAAGAAUACGCUCCUGCUCGAUAACAACAAACGUGUCCGUUCGUUUUUCCGCAAACCACGCUACACGCACUUCUGCUCCGUCUGGUACAUCAUAGAGGGACGGUCCGGUACGAGGAAAACACCGCACGAUCCGUUGGUCUGUAUCGGCCGUACAUCCGCAACAUCCCGUCGGAAGCCGCUGCAACAUCAGCGCCGUAACGAGUCUAAUCAGCAGCACCGGUGGAAACCCGUACAAACUGUCCCGUAAAUCCAUCCCGACGUCCGUGUACCGGCGUUAUUCGAUGUACGAAGUGUAAACAGUUUUGUGCAUCGUACCAUUAUUGAGAGACUCAUCAAUAUUCGCCCAAAGAGACGCAUUAGCUCACAAGCAGCAGUACGCGACACGUUUGGAUCUCGCGUGUGAUCUCGUAUUAAACGUGUGUGUGGUUCUUCGCCUGUGUCACACCUUAUUUACGCAUCGUGGCAUUUCUGUGCGCAAGCUGCAGCUUUGCAGCUGAAUAAGUGCAUCGUGCCUAGCUAGUGUGUUUUAGUGCUCUCGCGUGCGUCUGAGUGCUUUCCAAUAAAUCGCAAAGUUUUCACCCAGAAAAAAAAUCACAAAAUAGCCGUGAAGAACAGCUUCCAUCUCGCUUUUUGUUGGUUGCGUGAUUAACGUGGAAAACCCAAGAUCCCGUGGUGUGAUCAUUUUCCAAACAUCCAUUGUUAAAGGAGUGCGGAGUGUUCCAAUCAUGGAAGCGUACUGGGAAGCAACGAAUGGUCAUGCACCGCAUUCUUUGAAAUAUGAGAGUGAGGCUGGUGGUCCUGGAUAUACGUACUGUGGUGAGCCUGGGUUGAACUUUUCCGCCAACAAUACCACCUACAGUGAAGAUGAUGCUGAUUUUCCACCCGGCCGGCGGGGCAAAACGUCACGGCAAGAUCCAUUGUCACAUCGGAUCAUUGAAAAGCGUCGCCGUGAUCGUAUGAACUCCUGUCUGGCGGACCUUUCGCGACUCAUACCGCAGCAGUACAUGCGCAAAGGUCGGGGUCGGGUGGAAAAGACGGAAAUUAUCGAAAUGGCCAUACGGCACCUGAAAAAUCUGCAAAAUCAAGAGUGCGGUCGGGAAACGUCAUGCGCUGAGCAGUACCGUCUCGGCUACAACGAAUGCCUGACUGAGGCGGCUAAAUUUAUGAUGCGUGAACGUGGCGAAGAGAUGUGUUUCCGUAUGGUGGCACACCUGAAGGAACAUUGCAACGAGAUUAUGAAGGGUGAGCUGACAAAGUCACGGUGCGGUGGCGAACUUGCAAACGGUGGUAGUCCCAUCUAUCUGGCCAGCGGACAGCUGGGUCAUUUGCGAGAAAUACUAACCUGCCCGUCGGAUCUCGAACACAGCAGCAAUGACCAUCAUGAUGUGAAGGAUCUAAGCUUCCGUAGCGCAACGAGCACAAGCAGCAGCAGUCACAGCAACAAUCCACCGCAGGCCGCCGUCAUUACGUCGACUGCACCGAGCAUUGUACAGCAUCUGGACACGUCGAGCAACCAUUCGACGCAAGAUUACGAUCCACCUUCGCCGCCGGCACGCAUGUGCUCUAAUGGUGGUGUCGGUGGGUUGCAGCAGGACACGAACAACAACAUCAACCAGCACGAGGGUGUCCUGCGUACGAUCCGUAUGCGAAAGUUCUCCGAGCACGCGUCGCCCGAACAUGAACAUAGUCACAAUAGCUACAAAUUUAAAAACUACAUCCAGCAACGGUUUUCGCAGGACACGCACGAAAAUGGACAUGGAGCGGACUUUGACCGCAGUCCCGUGUCGUUGCACGAGGACCAACAUCUGCAUCAACAUCCACAUUCGUUGCGAGCUUCGCCGCUGACCAAUGGUAGUAGUGGAAGUGUUUCGGGCGCUGAUUCUAAAUCUUCCAGCACGAGCACACUGACGGGGAAAUCGUCGACGGUAGCAUCGUCCUCGGAUGAGCCACUGUCACUGAAGCGAAAGCUACCGAACAGCGGCAGUAGCAAUGGGACAGAGUCACCGGCAGCUGGAGGUGGUUCGUUGGAAAAUGGAAUCCAUCACCAUCAUCAGCAGCAGAACUCUUCCGAAUGUGCACCAAUGGAGAAGAAAUUAGCGCUCGCCAAGAACGGUCAUUCGAUGGUUGCAUCCUCAUCCGUUACGCCACUUCCAGCGUCUGAGAUAAAGCACGAACUGCUAGCGUCGAUCGGUGGUAACGGUGCGGUGGUAGCUCUCGGGUCAAACACGACUCCAGGCUUUGCCCAUCAACAUCAUCAUCACCAGCAGCAACAGCAGCAGCAACAUCAUCACCACAGUUCCUACCAUCCGGUGCCGAUCUUUGCCUGCCAUACGCAGGGUUUCUAUAUUCCGUUGAAUGUAGAUUAUGAAACGCUGCUGCCAUACCUGAACGGGGUCGAUCUGCUGAGCAAAAGCUUCCUUCAGAUGCCUCCACUGCAUCCGAUCAGCAUCAGUGUGAACUACACUCCGGCCACACUAUCCGGCAGUGGCAGUAGUUUACUGAUGAAGGCAUCCACUGUCAAUGGUCUCAAUUCGCAAACGAAAGCCAAGCUGGUCGAAGGCAUCAUCAACGGAUGUUAGGAAGGGUGAACCAUAGCGGAAAGGGGGCAGGGAACACCGGUCACAUCACGAACAGUCCCAAUCGGUCAAUCCCGAAUGUUAACCUCAAGCUCCAGAAAGCUAUACACAGACAAACUUGAGAAGUUGAGAGUGCAUUUUCUUGUUCGUGGACAUUUAGGUAUCCCCCUGUGUCGAUGUCGUCGAAGGUGUGUUUUGUGUAGCUGUACUAGAAUAAUUAAUGUUGAUCGUACGCAGCAACCAGUCAGGGAUGGAUGGCGUUAGAGAGCGAAGAUUAGACGAAAUGGGAAACAAUUAUGAUACUAUGUCAGGUCGUAUCAGUGGGAGAACGUGUAACAAAACUAAUCAAUACCAUUGCUGCAGAAGCCGUUUGCGCAGCUUCGUAUAAGGUAGUAGACACAUAUUUAAACUCAGGUAAACAGUCUCCCUCUCUUUUCUGUGCUGGAGUACGUACAUGUACAAUUUGAUGUUAGUAGAUUUGCAAACGUAACUGCGUCCCCGUACUGUCCACGUCCUUUAAGUGUCUACUGGAUUGAAGCGACGAAACGAAUGCUUAAUGAGAAUGAGCGAAGUAGUUGCAAAGCAAAACGUUUCCUAAUCUUUACCGCUAAGCUGGAAUCACUUGUAAGGAGAAGAUGCGAUGAUUCUCACUCACAAUAAGUCGUGUCAGGAUUAAAGAAGAAAAGAAACGAUUCCCAUUACUGUAGCAAACGAGAAGGAUUCGUUCGUGCGUUUACUUAUGAUGUAGCCAAAACAAAAAUGAUCGUUGUUUAGAUAACUGUGAGGAAUGAAUGAGUUAGGCAGAUUUGAUGGUUUUCUUUUGUGUUUGUUUUCCAAAUGCCAUCAUCACCCCAACUACCACCACCAAUAAACACCACAAGCACCGCCUAGUCCUUUUUCCCUUUGUGAAGCGCUCUGUACGGAGCAAAACAUGAUUUUUAACGUCUAAAGCACACUUUAUUAGUUUCUUCUACCGUUUAUAAACUGCUCCAUAAACUUUCUUAACCGAGGACAAAUAAUCUGUGAUACUGGUGGGGGAAAAACAAAUAGGAAAUUGUGAAGGAAAACUCCAAGCCGAAAUGUGCAAGUGAACAAAAAAGAAAACUGUGCCGUUGCUAAAACAAAAAAAAAACAUUACAUAGUGUGGAUUGUAAAUAGGAACAAGUGCAAGAACAUAGGAAAGACGUAAGAAAUUCGCAAUACCGUGCGAAGCAUUUGGUGGACAACUUACCGAAAAGACCAUGUGUGUAAAACAAGUGAUAGAAUGAGAAUGAGCAAACCAGACCACAAAACAAACAGGGUAAUUUUGUUGUGUAUAUUCCUGCGAGUUUGUAAAGGGGUAAAGGGGUGUAAAGCGCAGCAUUGGAUAGGUGAAACGAUACGAAGAGCGAGGUAGCAAUGGAUUACUCCUUCCCACCCACAUUUCUGCCAUAGUUGGGAAGCAACCAGCACCUCUACCAAAAUGUCGUAAACAAAAAACGGUAUACAAUUGUACGUAAUACAAACACGGAUUUUGUAUAAAUCACAUACAGUUAGUUCUGAGGUGUCUUUUUACUUUUUUUAGCCUUUUUUAUACAUUAUACCGAACCACACAAGUAUCUGAAAAGAAAAACAAAACAAAAACGCCCAAAUACAAAGAGAAAAAUGUGCAAUGUGAAACCAUCAGUUUGCAAAAUGAGGAAGUGGGCGAAGUGAAACCGCUUAUAAAGUGGACAUAAAGCAUAAUAUCCAUAUACAUUUGCGCGAAAAAAAGCGAGCAAAAAUAUAACACUGUAUAAAACUGAA